Cotesia congregata is the source of this 2844-nucleotide messenger RNA. Lineage: Eukaryota; Metazoa; Arthropoda; Insecta; Hymenoptera; Braconidae. The record is from the annotation of a GenBank genome assembly.
AUGUCGUUGACGCAAAUAACUUUAUUCGCUGUGUUUUAUAUAUCUGCGACACAAGCGAUCCCACCGUUCUCAGAUGGUCCUAAUUUCUACGAUGCACCUGAAGUGCUCCGUGAAGAUAGCAAAGAAGAUUACCGACUUCCUGGAGAUGUUGAACCAAGCAACUACGUGAUUGAACUAACGCUUAAGUAUUUGGAUGGAAAAGAUUUUGCUUUUACUGGAACAUCCACUAUUGAUAUCGAAGUCACGACAGAAACAAAAACUAUUGUUUUACAUGCUCAAAAUCUCACAAUUGACUCAGCGUCAAUUACCCUCUCCAGUGUCACAUCUCCAAGCGUAACAAUACCAUAUGAUAGUAAUUCAAUAGAUCAUGUGACAAAUUUUUUGAAAAUAACAUUUAAACAGAUUAUUGUGAAAGGUAAUUAUACGUUAAAGUUAAGUUACACAGGAUUUAUUAACGAUCAGCUGAGAGGUUUUUACCAAGGACAUUAUACAGAUGAUUUUGGUGUAACAAGAUGGAUAGCCUCAACUCAUUUUGAACCCGUUGGCGCCCGUUUAGCUUUUCCAUGCUGGGAUGAGCCAGCUAUGAAAGCCAACUUUACGAUAUCUAUUACCCACCAUAUGGAUUUCACAGCACUAUCAAACACACAAUUUAAGUCAAUCGAAAUGAAAUCCAACAAUCUAGUUAAAACCACUUUUGAAACAACUCCAAAAAUGUCAACCUAUUUAGUAGCUUAUGCUGUAGUCGAUUUCGAUCAUAUGGGAAACGAAAAUGAUAAGAGCUUUAGAAUCUGGGCGAGAAAGAAUGCUAUUAAGCAUGGAAAGUAUGCUGCUGAUAUCGGUUUGAAAGCAUUAAAAGCACUCGAAGCUUAUACAAAGAUAAACUACCAAAGCCAUGGAUUCACAAAAAUGGAUUCUAUCGCAUUACCUCAAUCCGCUACUGGAGCCAUGAAAAACUGGGGUCUUGUUACUUAUCGUGAAACAGGACUUCUUUUUGAUGAAGAAAAGUCUUCUCUUUAUGACAAAGAAGCGAUUGCAAAAAUAAUCGCACAUGAGUUUACUCAUCAAUGGUUUAGUAAUUUAGUCAGUCCGAAAUGGUGGCAGUAUGUUUGGCUCAAUGAAGGUUUUGCCAGUUAUCUACAAUAUGUUAUCACUGCUGAGGUUGAAACUAAAUGGCGUCUGAUGGAGAGAUUUGUCGUCGAAAAUUUACAAAAUUCAGCUUUCAUAGCCGAUAGCUUUAAUACAAGCCAUGAAAUGGACGUUGCCGUGUCAAGCCCAAAAGAGAUUAGUUCUAUUUUUGAUAGUAUCACUUACAGCAAAGCUGCAUCUGUAAUUCGCAUGAUUUCCUACGUUAUGGGUGAAGAUAAAUUCAAAAUUGCUUUGCAAUCUUAUCUUUUAAAAUAUAAAAAUACUGUAGCGACAUCUAAAGAACUUUUUGCUGAACUUGUCACUCAAGUCAAUGCAAGUAUCAAUCCUUCUUUUGAAGGCGCUUUACUAAAUUGGGCAACAACGCCAGGGUACCCAGUUGUCAAUAUUGUAAGAGACUACAAAAAUAAAAAAGCAAACGUCACUCAAUCUCGAUUCUUACACGGGCAAAAUAAAACUAGCUCGUUGAAAUAUUGGAUACCUUUGAAUUUCGCUACGCAAGAACAACCUGAUUUUGACAACAUCGCUUCAACAAUCAUCUGGUUUGACCCAAAAAACGAAUUUGUGACUGUUGCUGCACCCGCAGAGAAUCAAUGGCUCAUUUGCAAUAAGCAGCAGUUUGGUUACUAUCGUGUGAAUUAUGACGAGCAAAAUUGGAAAUUGAUAACUCAGUUCUUGACAAAUAAUCAUACAGCGAUAAAUCUUCUAAAUCGAGCACAGCUUAUUGAUGAUGUAUUUAAUCUUGCUCGACUUAAUUACACUAAAUAUAAAAUAGCAUUCAAUUUGAUUGGAUACCUCAAGAAAGAAGCUGAUUUUGUCCCAUGGUCUUCCGCGUGGAAUGGUAUUUCAUAUUUGAACAGGUUAUUGGCGAAUACUAAAGUCUCUAAUGAUUUUAGAGAUUACAUCACAAGUUUGACUGGAAAAUCAAUUGAAUCCAUCAAAUUCGAAGAAUCAGAUAAGGACGAGCAUAUUACAAAAUUGCAUAGAAUGAAACUUAUUGACAACACAUGCAGUAUGAGCUUAAAGUCGUGCAUAGAUUACGCAACAAAGAAAUUCAAUUUGUGGCUAAGUGAUUCUAUGUCAAAUCCACUAUCGAGAGAUUUAAAGAAAAUCAUAAUCUGCAAUGGAGUACGUAAUGCAGACAAUGCAACUUGGAAUAAAUUGCUGUCGAAAUAUAACGAAAAUCAAGACGACGACGACAUCUUAGCAGGAUUGGGGUGUACAUCGAAUAAGGAUCUGUUGAAUAGUUAUCUCAGAAUGGCUAUCAACGAUUCUUAUCUUGGGGGAAAUCGUGAUAAAAUAUUUAAAGCAGUUUACGAAGGAAGUGACCUUGGUGUAGACGUAUCUUUAGACUUCCUUAAUUCUAAUAUUCACUAUUUACUAUUGAGUAACAUCAUAAGUGCCGAGAACGUCAAAACAUACAUUUCAGAUAUUGGAAGUAGAGUGACUAAUAAAAACCAAAUUGCAAAGAUCGAAAAUGUAAAAACACAUGACACAAGCGUGCAAACAGGGGUCAUAGACGAUGGUUUGAAGAAAGCUCAGGCUAAUGUUGAAUGGCUGAACUCACGGUUUGAAGAAAUUAACGAAUUUUUUAAAAAACCGGUAACCCCUUCACCAACCAACCAACCUGGUUCAGGAACAACGUUCACUGUUUCGUUAAUAUUGUUAUCUUUUUCAUUUGCUUUUAUUUACUUAAACUAA